GCGCAGCCUGCUGGGGAUUGUAGUCUUCUUGUUGUCUAAGGCCCCGGGCAUUACUGGGAAACCUGGCGCCCUAGGACUACAAGCCCGAGAAGCCCAUGCGCAGGCAGGGGGGCGGGGCAGGACCGGAGGCUGGGGAGCCGCCUCCUCUGCAACGCCGGGCCCGGAGUCUUAGAACCCAGGGCCCGCAAGGGUUCUCGCGCGGUUGCCGCGAUGCAGAAAUACGAGAAACUGGAGAAGAUUGGGGAAGGCACCUAUGGAACAGUGUUCAAGGCCAAAAACCGGGAGACUCAUGAGAUCGUGGCUCUGAAACGGGUGAGGCUGGAUGAUGAUGAUGAGGGAGUGCCGAGUUCUGCCCUUCGGGAAAUCUGCCUACUCAAGGAGCUGAAGCACAAAAACAUCGUCAGGCUCCACGACGUGCUGCACAGCGACAAGAAGCUGACUUUGGUUUUUGAGUUCUGUGACCAGGACCUUAAGAAGUAUUUUGACAGCUGCAAUGGUGACCUAGAUCCUGAAAUUGUGAAGUCGUUCCUCUUCCAGCUGCUAAAAGGCCUGGGAUUCUGUCACAGCCGAAACGUGCUACACAGGGACCUGAAGCCUCAGAACCUGCUCAUAAACAGGGUGGUCACGCUGUGGUACCGCCCACCGGAUGUCCUCUUUGGGGCCAAGCUGUACUCCACGUCCAUUGACAUGUGGUCGGCGGGCUGCAUCUUCGCAGAGCUGGCCAACGCGGGGCGGCCCCUGUUUCCUGGCAACGACGUAGAUGACCAGCUGAAGAGGAUCUUCCGGCUGCUGGGGACCCCGACCGAGGAGCAGUGGCCCGCCAUGACCAAGCUGCCGGACUAUAAGCCCUACCCGAUGUACCCAGCCACAACGUCCCUGGUGAACGUCGUGCCCAAGCUCAACGCCACGGGGAGGGAUCUGCUGCAGAACCUCCUGAAGUGUAACCCGGUCCAGCGCAUCUCAGCAGAAGAGGCCCUGCAGCACCCCUACUUCUCCGACUUCUGCCCCCCCUAGGCUCCAGGCCCCCGGCAGCCAGGCUGGGGCCUGGCCUAUUUCAGCCCCCUCUGGGGAGGGGAGGAAAAGCAGGGGUGCACGGUGUGCCAAGCUCCAGCUGUGCUGGGCCCAUCCAGGGUGGAGGCGCCCCAACCCGUGUCCUUCACUCCCUCCGUGGACUUUAUUUAAUUUCAUAAAUUGGCUCCUUUCCCACA
Messenger RNA from Kogia breviceps (pygmy sperm whale), 1208 nucleotides. It is a transcript of the gene CDK5, whose product is annotated as cyclin dependent kinase 5. Gene Ontology annotation, molecular function: cyclin-dependent protein serine/threonine kinase activity; ATP binding. Gene Ontology annotation, cellular component: nucleus; cytoplasm. Gene Ontology annotation, biological process: axonogenesis; protein phosphorylation; neuron apoptotic process. Lineage: Eukaryota; Metazoa; Chordata; Mammalia; Artiodactyla; Physeteridae. The record is from RefSeq and is a predicted model, not a curated record.